This is a messenger RNA of Silurus meridionalis, 1174 nucleotides long. It is a transcript of the gene esd, whose product is annotated as esterase D/formylglutathione hydrolase. Bases 142 to 990 code for a protein of 282 amino acids. Gene Ontology annotation, cellular component: cytosol. Gene Ontology annotation, biological process: formaldehyde catabolic process. The record is from RefSeq and is a predicted model, not a curated record. Lineage: Eukaryota; Metazoa; Chordata; Actinopteri; Siluriformes; Siluridae. The transcript has 9 exons. Gene Ontology annotation, molecular function: S-formylglutathione hydrolase activity.
UGGGUGGCGCUGCUAACGCAAACGCGCCGUGUAGCGACGUCGCAAAAUAAUGACGUCAGCGGGGAAGUAAUUGACACCCUCCGAAGAAGAAGUGAAGGUCUGCUUUAUAUACAGCUGUUUCGGGGAAGAAAGAAGCAAACCAUGGCGUUAACACAGGUGUCUUCUAAUAAGUGCGCCGGUGGAUACCAGAAAGUGUUUGAGCAUGAAAGCUCUGAACUAAAGUGCAAGAUGAAAUUUGCCAUAUACCUUCCUCCUAAAGCUGAAACUGGAAAAUGCCCUGUGCUCUACUGGCUCUCUGGACUAACAUGCACGGAGCAGAAUUUCAUCACCAAAGCAGGAAGCCAGCGAUCUGCAGCCGAACACGGCAUCAUCAUUGUUGCCCCGGAUACAAGUCCACGUGGCUGCAAUAUUGAAGGAGAAGACGAAAGCUGGGAUUUUGGAACAGGAGCCGGUUUCUAUGUUGACGCUACACAGGAACCGUGGAAGACCAACUAUCGCAUGUACUCUUAUAUCACUGAAGAGCUGCCACGUUUAAUUAAUUCUAAUUUCCCUGUUGAUCCGGAGAAGAUGUCUAUAUCAGGGCAUUCAAUGGGUGGCCACGGUGCACUGAUCUGUGCGUUGAAAAAUCCCGGGAAAUAUAAGGCCGUUUCUGCUUUUGCCCCGAUCUGUAACCCAAUGCAGUGCGCUUGGGGACAAAAGGCUUUUUCUGGCUACCUAGGACCUGAAAAAUCCACCUGGGAGGCGUUCGAUGCCACGAUAUUGGCUGCCUCAUAUACGGGUCCAGAAUUGGACAUUUUGAUUGACCAGGGCCGUGAUGACCAGUUCCUGUCGUCCAGUCAGCUGCUUCCUGAUAACCUGAUCGCCGCCUGUUCUGAAAAGAAAAUCCCUGUUGUAUUUCGACUUCAGCAGGGCUACGACCACAGCUACUACUUUGUGUUCUCGUUCAUCGAUGACCACAUCAAGCACCAUGCGAAGUAUCUGAAUGCAUAAGACAGAAUAUGUGAUUAUUUACAUCACUUUUCACAACAAUAAAACUAUGUACUGAUGUCGUUUGUCAGUAUUUCAUGUUUUAAAAUUGAAGCCUCCGAUCAAGUGUUUGUUUUUUUUGACAUUCAUUUUAUUAACCUGGAAAGUGAAUGUAAAGGGUCUGAAAAUAAAAUUCAAGGAUUAUUAA